Molecule: messenger RNA, 743 nt
Organism: Astrephomene gubernaculifera
Lineage: Eukaryota; Viridiplantae; Chlorophyta; Chlorophyceae; Chlamydomonadales; Astrephomenaceae
Source: the annotation of a GenBank genome assembly
GGGCGACCCAUGGGUCGGCGGCUGUCUGGACGGGAGAGCUCGGAUGGUCUGGAUGAGUAUACCAUGGCUAGGUCCAUGCGUCUGGGCCACUCCACCCUCAUGCCGCACGCCCUGGACGCGGACACGGACGACGGCGCCACGGAGAGCGAGGGCGGGCUGGCGGGGUACAGCCCCGGGGGCAUGAGCUUCGGGUCGGGGCACACGGGGGGGCUGCUGUCGCAACCCAACAUACCCGAGGGCGACGAGGAUAGCGACAUGGUGGGCCCCAUGUCGGGCGUGGACGUCAACGGCAGCGGCACGCCGGGCGGCCGCGGACCCAUGGGUCACCACCGCGGCCACCACGGCCGCCAAGAGUCCUCCCGCGUGUCCAUCGCCAUAGGGCCCCACGGCAUGUACUCGGGCGGGGUGGGGAGGGGCGGCGCCGCGAGUGGAAGGGGAGCAGGGGGCGGCGGCUCCGGCCGGCGUUAGGUGGUCUGUUUGGGGCUGUUGGGGCGAUCGAAUGGAGGCAUGUUAUGUUUGUUAGGUCUGUUGAGGUGACCGGAUGGAGGUGGGAGAAUCGGGUUUCACCAGGGUGUGUGUUAACCGAUUGCCGAGUAGGCUGUUGCCUCGUUUGUAUGCAUUCAUGCAUGGGGAUACUUUCCUGGCGUGUACUAGCGCAGGCGGGUUAGCGCAGCAGCGUUUGGGAAGGGCAGGACGGGCAUUGGGUUGCAAGGCAUGCAGGGUACGGAAGCGGUUGGUAUGAC